This is a messenger RNA of Mesocestoides corti, 3222 nucleotides long. The record is from the annotation of a GenBank genome assembly. NCBI's taxonomy places the organism in Eukaryota, Metazoa, Platyhelminthes, Cestoda, Cyclophyllidea, Mesocestoididae.
AUGGGAGACGCGGUUAAACGAUAUCUGGUCAAGGCUUCUCUGGCCUCCGAGUCGCUAUUGGCCUUCAUUUUGUGAAACCUAACUGAAGACAAAAAAUUUACAACCGAUGUAAAGGCUCAGUUGCAGCAUAUGUGUAGCGUCCUUCUUCUGAGGUUAAAGACGGUUAAUCUUUCCGAAUUGAUAGAGGAGAAAUUGCUUCCAUGCGUAGUGCAUCAUGUUGAACACUUGUUGGCCCUGAACAAUUAUUUCUUCGAGCCAUCUAGUCUUUCUAGUAGAGACGACGCUACUCCUUUUUUGCCCCCCGCCGAUGAGGUAAUUCUUCAGCGUCUGUACUCGGCGGCUCAUCUUCAUCCAGCCCUUCAGUCACGGCAAUCAGAGUCCCUCUAUCUACAGGGUAUUGUCCGAUGCCUUUUACCCCACCUCCUUAUUCCCCCUGGCCUAAAACGGAGAAAGAAGCCUACACGAAGGAAGUCAGUUCCUUCGGACGAGGUUUCCCGUUUGAAUAACCUUGUCGACCAGGCAUUUUCUUCGGCCCAGUUCCAUCACCAGCUUCCAAAACAGAUGGCAACACGUUUGAAUCGUCCUGUUCAGUACGAUUCCGGUCCGAACUACACACAGGUUUCUCAGUGUGCGCGGGCUUUUCUCACCGAAGUUCUUGCCAAUCAUGUGCUCCUACCUGCUCUUGACUCAAUCGCCAACCCUGAUUCACUGAACACCGUUUUCUUGUACUUAAUCGAUCCGAUCGCCGACGACACUGAUUAUCCGCCCGAUGCACCAAUGGUACCUCUGCUAAAUGCGUAUAUCGAUGAUUGGAUUAAAUCGACUGAAGAAAUGCCUGCGACGAACCGAAUGGAGGCGCUUCUGCAGCAGCCAAAACAGCUUGCCAACUUUGUGCAAUACAUGAAGUCAAUUAAUUGCUCCACCACCAUGACCAUCCUCCUGCUUAUGUUUGAAGUUGUAAACAAAAUCGAGACUGAGUCACUUUCGCCCGAGCUCUGUGAUCGAUUGAAGCUGCCCCUGCACCAGCUCCUCUUUCUCCUCCACUGCGGCCGAGUGCUUGCCGGAGACGAACUCGACCACCAGACCAUGACAGGCCGCGAUCUGUUGCCGCGCACCUGCAGCGAAUGCGGCUGUGACAUCCCCCCAGCAAACGCUCCACAACUGCCCACACUACUCGGUCUACCGGAGGAGAUUACUGCGGCAAUCGCAGAGGCUAUUUCUGCAUCAGCGGUUGAUCCUCUCAGCGUCGCGAGGCUUGUUCACACGCCUGAAUGGACUAUCUCCUACAAGACAAUAUGCAGGACCAUGGAGACUUUGUACCUCCCCGCUUACCUUGAAAGUCCUGAAUUCCUCGGCAAAGCUGGCAGCGGUCUGGUUUCGCCUAGUCCCUCACGCUCGUUUUUCCCUACCGAUGAGGCUCUUUUAAAGUCUGACGCGGAAAACGCCGUUGGCACCAAUGAAUCGGUAAUUUCACGGCGGUUCUACAAGUCGCCUGGACACAGCAACUCUUUCAAUAACCUAAACGAACUCAAUCAUCGUGGAGUCGCGUCGACCAACCCAAAAGCCAAAGAUGACAUGGUAACAACCACGAAAAAUUCCAGCCGUCUGAAGUUCCGCCGCCGUGUGUCUGUGGCCCCCCCGACCUCAGAGUCAUCGGCUGUCGAAUUGGAGGACCUGGAUUUCUCCAAGUGGCGCGUGUCGAUCCCGUUCUACGCCCCCACCAAAGCCUCCUCCAGGGGCAAUCUCAUGAUGAACACUCUGAAGCCGACGCUUUUAAACCCUUCGCCAUCUGAACAGCCUGACUUUUCUCUCUUCAGCUUUUCGUCUUCAUGUCAGGGUUACUUUAUCAUCAUUUCCGAACGCGAAGUUAGGGAUAAGAAGAUCAUCAGUAGGGUUCAUAGGAAGUUCUCGGAGUUCUACGUGUUGGAGCAGAGACUGGUUGAGUUUCACGGCUCGCACAUUUCGUGUCGCUUGCGCCCGCGCCGGCCUCUUGGUGCCCAUUCUCACCAAUUCUUGGAGAAUAUGAAGUCCUACUUUGAACGAUUCCUCAGGUAUUUGCUGGGACAACCAUUCCUGCGAACCAGCGAACUCAUGUACACCUUUCUGACGGCUUCCAAUGUGGAAUUCACGAGCAGCAAUCUGCCAGACAUUCGCCUUGGCAGGAUCGUCAAGUCUGUGCCCAUUCUUCUGGCGAAGGAGAAAGGACAGUACACAGACGAAUUCCUGACGGUCUUCCGGUCCUCCUGUUUCGCCCAGCCCGUCAUUGCGCCAUCCAGUCAGUCAGCACUUUCCACCAACGGCAGCUCCAAUGACCGGGUUGUCCGCACGCCGAAUUCAAUCCUGGAUCGUAGAUUGCGAUCCAAACUGUACUGGAAUAACGCGGGCAUUUCAAUUCUCCAAAAACAUUUGCAAACCUCGAAGUAUUGUGCCAUGGAGGGCUCCUACGUGACGUGCUUCUAUGACUUGUUUGGCUACCUGGUGGAUAACUUUCGCAAACCUACUCCAAAGAAGGCAUCCGUUGAAGGAAGUGCGCCCUUCACUGAUCCACCGCCUACCCCGCCUCCUUCUGACUGGAUCGGAACACUUUCGGCCUUGAAUUGGCUUCGUCACACUGCCAGCGUCUGCUGGACCGCUCUCAAGGCCUACUGGUACGAUAUGAUCGAUGCUCUGCGGCGCAACGGUUGGCUCCCAAGGAGUGUUCGGCAGGACGUUAGCCGAUCCGUCACUUCGAGCGCCGUUGUCGAUGAAUCGCCCACAGGGGCCUCUCUCCCAAGUCUCCUUCGUCGCGCCAUCAUAAACGUAGGACUGGCGUUGCGGCCGACCUGGUUCCACGCCCUGGCAGACCUCCAUUUGCGGAGCCAGGUAGAUCAGUUCUUGCACCUCCUGGUGAGGAAUGACUACCUGGCCCCGAUGCUCCUGCUUCUUCGAGAUUCCAUCUUCUUCCCGGCUCCGCCAAGGAGUGAUCGGGAGAAGGCGGCGAGGCGCGAAAAGGUCUACGCUGGAUUGCGCAAAUUGACAAGCCGUUUCCAUUUGCAGUGGUUCUCUGAGGACGACACGUUCCAGCGUCGCCUUGGACGAGCCGUCGAGGUUUUCCAGCACGGGAAAUGGAACAAGCAAUUGACCUAUGUCCUCCUCGAUCACAUCCUGGUAGCCCUCUUCCCAGAUGUCUUUACAUCACCCGCCAAGACCAAUGAUGAUGAUGAUGGUGAUCCCCCCGAGUAA